AUGGCUACAUAUCAGAUUCCUGCUCCAUCAGCUAUGUCUGUUAAGGGAGACGUGGCGGAGAAUUGGAAGGACUUUGAAAACUCGUGGGAGUAUUACGUCAUUGCAAUCGACUUCAGGUCUAAAAUGGAGGAAGUUAAUGGGAAAGAAAUUAUUGCAGCUACACUCUGCACUGUAAUGGGAGGAGACUGCAAAAGAAUCAUGAAUUCCCUGCCAAGCCUCUCCGCCGAGGACAAGAAAGACCCGGCUAAGAUCAUAGAGGAACUGAAAAAGCACUUUAUACCCCAACGAAAUGUCCUUUAUGAGCGCUUCAUCUUUAACUCCGGUUCUCAGAAACCAGGUGAAACAGUUGAUGAAUUCGUGAUACGCCUAAGACAACUAGCUAACUCGUGUGAGUUCGGAACACUCAAGGACUCUCUCAUACGAGAYAGAAUAGUGAUUGKUACAAGCGAYGAAGGGGRCCGAGAACGUCUCCUGAKGGAAAGACCUGUACCCAACCUAUCGAAGGUCAUCGACAGUCUACGUGCGUGUGAAAUAUCGAGGACGCACAAACUUGUCAUGACUAAAAAAGAUCCAGACACCGUCAACUACACGGCAGAGAGAAGACGCCCCUCGAACCAGCCUAAGAGACCCAAGAACGGAGGCAAACCUACCGACCGUAAGAAGCCGUUUACACCAAAACCAAAGCAACAGCCAUCAACAGGCAACUGCAGGUGGUGCGGACGAAAGACAGACCACUCUCGUAAAGACUGUCCAGCCAAAGAUGCGAAGUGUCGCCUGUGCAGUAAAAAAGGUCACUUCGCCAUCGCCUGUCUGUCAACAAAUCGCGUCAACGAAGUAGGAAAUGAUGACUACGUUGAAAGCACCUACAUGAUGGGAGAAGUUAGCGGUAACAGAGAUGAAUUCUGGUCUUCAGAGGUGAAAGUCAACGAAAAACUCUGUGAUUUCAAGCUUGACAGUGGCUCAAAGGUCACAGUUGUUGGCGAUCAAACUCCUUGGAUCAAGGGGCUCCGUCUCGAUCCUAUAAAGAGCGAGUUCCGAGGCCCAGGAAAUGUAAAACUGUCUCACCUUUUCAAAGGUCAGAUUACAAAUGCAACUSUARAAGUCGGCGGAAAGAGGCACAACGAGAAUGUGUACGUCAUGACAAACCAAUCAAGUAACUUACUGUCAAAAUCAGCGAUACAAGCACUCCAGUUGCUCAUCCCUGCCCCAGAGGUACACAACKUCGAAAAGGUGCCAGACUUCAGAGCAGAAUACCCGAAGCUCUUCAAAGGCCUGGGAUUGAUGAAAGAAAGCUACACCAUCCCACUCAAGGAAGACGCAGUUCCUGUCUGUUUGUACACACCCCGGCRUGUGCCUCAUCCUCUCCUACAAAAAGUGAAGGAGAAACUUGAAAACAUGGUACGAGAUAAAGUCAUCUCACCUGUGACAGAACCUACCGACUGGUGUUCCGGCAUGGUCGUUGCCCCUAAAAGGAACGGAGACGUGAGGGUGUGCGUGGAUCUAACGAACCUCAACAAAGCAGUCAAGAGGGAAAUCCACCCUAUGGCAAGUGUCGAUGAAAACCUAGCCAAGAUUAGAGGCAGYAAACUGUUUUCUAAGMUCGACGCCAACUCUGGAUUUUGGCAGAUCCCUUUAGCAGAAGAGUCCCGUCUGCUAACCACGUUUGUGACGCCCUUCGGGAGGUACUGCUUUAACCGCCUCCCAUUUGGGAUCAGCUCUGCACCGGAGGUCUUCCAACGCACAAUGUCUUCGGUGCUGGAGGGACUUGAAGGGGUCRUCUGCCACAUGGACGAUACCCUCAUUCACGGCCAAACCCAGGAAGUACAUGAUGCCCGCGUCCGGCAAGUCCUAGACCGACUACAAAAAGCAGGCAUCACGCUAAACGACAAGUGUGAGUUCUCCAAACGAAAGAUGAAGUUCCUGGGCCACGUGAUAUCAGAGAAUGGCGUUGAGGCAGAUCCAGAUAAGACAAAGGCGAUUAGAGAGUUUCCACGGCCUACAAACGUGAAAGAUCUUCAGAGGUUCAACGGUAUGGUCAACCAACUAGCCAAGUUCGUCCCAGAGUUGGCGAMGAUCAACGAGYCACUACGUCAGCUACUGAGAAAGGACCAUGCAUUCCUGUGGGAUCAACCACAAGAACAGGCCUUCCAAGAGAUCAAGCAGAAGCUAACCUCACCUGAUGUGUUAGCCCACUACGAUCCAAGCAAACAAAGUGUUGUCGCUGCAGAUGCGUGCCAGGACGGUCUAGGGGCUGUCUUGCUACAAACUGACACCUCUGGUCUUCGCCGCCCGAUAGCCUUUGCCUCUCGCUCUCUCAAUGACACCGAAAAACGCUACGCCGUCAUUGAAAAGGAGGCUCUGGCAGCAACAUGGGCGUGCGAGAAGUUCAACGACUAYGUCCUGGGCACUGAGUUCACCCUGGAAACAGACCACCGACCACUCGUCCCUCUACUGUCAAGCACAGAUCUUUCCAAGCUACCUCCAAGAAUCCUACGCUUUCGCCUACGUAUGGCAAGAUAUGCACCGGAGGUAAAGUACGUACAAGGAGUACAUCAAUGCACAGCCGACGCCUUGUCAAGAGCGCCAACCAGUGARCCAGACCUAAAAGACCUACAGCUCAUCGAAGAGGUGGAGGAAAUCAGCGAAGCCACUAUUGGAUCUCUCCCAGCUACUCAGCAACGUCUCAACGAGAUCAAGACAGCACAAGACGGAGAUGCAGUCUGCACACAAAUAAAGACUUACUGCCAGGAGGGAUGGCCCGACAUCAUGCCCUCUCAACCACUUCUGAAGCCGUACUGGGAGAAUAAACAGCACCUUACUGUAUCGAAAGGACUGCUCAUGUACAACAGCAGGAUCGUAAUCCCGCAAUCACUCCAGCUGGGAAUGUUGGAGGUUAUCCACGAGGGCCACCUCGGUAUCACUAAAUGCCAAGGUCGCGCCGGUUGCUCAGUCUGGUGGCCACUUAUCACCAAACAGAUAGAGGCCAUGGUAAACCGGUGCCACAUCUGCUCCAGACURCGCCCUGAAAGAAAAGAGCCUCUUAUACCACUUUCAUAUCCCAGCAUGCCUUGGACACGUCUUGGCACAGACUUGUUCGAGAUUGACAAGAAAAUGUACAUUGUUGUAGUAGACUACAACAGCCGAUGGUUCGAAGUCAAGCAGCUCCAUACAGUCACAGCCAGCGCAGUAAUACGCGUGAUGUGUGAACUCUUCGCAACGCAUGGCAUACCGGACACUGUGGUCUCGGAMAAUGGGCCGCAAUAUGCCUGCCAGGAGUUUAAAGAAUUCGCCAAGGACUGGGGAUUCCAGCACGUCACGUCCUCACCGAUCUAUCCCCAAGCUAAUGGUGAGGUCGAAAGAGCUGUGCAAACAGCCAAGAACAUACUCAGAAAGAACGCCAAUCCAUACCUAGGACUGCUAGCAUAUCGGACGGCACCCCUGCAGAAUGGGCUAACCCCCGCAGAACUGCUUAUGAGGCGGCGGCUUAGGACAAGAUUACCAGCGAUACCUGAAACCCUGGUACCCAACGAAGUUGACCGCAGGAAAGUUGAAAGAAAAGAAGAAGCAUAUAGAGAAAAGUAUGCCAAGAACUACAACCAGCACCACAAAGUUGUAUCUCUCCCAGCCCUCGAAGAAGGAGACCGAGUCUAUAUCCGUGACCAACGGAAGUACGGAGAGGUGCAAGGGAGACACUGCAACCCGAGGUCAUACAAGCUGCUAACGGAUACUGGCGCCAGAAUCAGACGAAACCGAAGUUCACUGAUCCACACCGGAGAGARCGCAGCCGCGAYRGAUGAAGGAUGCACAGCAACUACCACCACCRGCCAAGAUCCAUCAACCCCUCCGCAAGWGCACUUACCUCCAAUUGUCACGUCUCCCACCACGGAUGAAGCUCCYGUCCGUCGGUCUAGCAGACAUGUUAAGCCUWACCAACAGCCUGACAUGCAUUACUACUAG
Messenger RNA from Actinia tenebrosa (Australian red waratah sea anemone), 3957 nucleotides. RefSeq lists its product as uncharacterized. Lineage: Eukaryota; Metazoa; Cnidaria; Anthozoa; Actiniaria; Actiniidae. The record is from RefSeq and is a predicted model, not a curated record.